Drosophila obscura is the source of this 1286-nucleotide messenger RNA. Its product is annotated as cyclin-A2-1. Gene Ontology annotation, cellular component: cytoplasm; cyclin-dependent protein kinase holoenzyme complex; nucleus. The record is from RefSeq and is a predicted model, not a curated record. Lineage: Eukaryota; Metazoa; Arthropoda; Insecta; Diptera; Drosophilidae. Bases 456 to 1271 code for a protein of 271 amino acids. The transcript is spliced from 2 exons. Gene Ontology annotation, molecular function: cyclin-dependent protein serine/threonine kinase regulator activity. Gene Ontology annotation, biological process: positive regulation of G1/S transition of mitotic cell cycle; mitotic cell cycle phase transition; regulation of cyclin-dependent protein serine/threonine kinase activity.
AACGUGUGAAAGGUGAAAGGCACACCUUAAAUUUGGUCCAAUUGUGGCUUUAAAAAUUAAUUUGAAAUUCUAAAAUCCAACUAAUAAAAAAUAUGCUUAUAUAUUUUAGAUUAAUGUGUGUACAUUUUACCCUACUCGUGAUCUACUUUAUCUUCAAACAGAAAACUGUUUGAUUUCUGAUUUUGUCUGUACUUGUUGCUGUUAACACUGUUAUAUACAAAAAUUGAAUAAACUUAAUAAAAUGAAUUCUUAAUUAACAUAUUUGUAUGUAUAUGAACACGUCAUUGUGGAAAACUGUGAAUGUACCAACUUAAUCAAAUAUAAGAUUUUUUAGAUCAGACCUUAUUCUUUAUGAAUAAAUAUAAACGAAGUUCAUAUUAAACAUACACGUAUGUGAGUAGUUAAAGGAAAAAAAGCUAACUACAGAAUAAGUGAUAGUUCUAAAUGCAAAAAAAAUGGAUCUAUUGUGCUCGGAAAGUCUUGUAUGUGAUUCAGAUUUGUCAUUGUAUCGCAUCAACAAACAACAAACGCUUGCUGUGCCCAAAAUCAGGACUGAUUUCGCUUCGAUAUGCUCCUCUAUAACUUCUGCUAGUGAUAGUAACGAUGCAAACACACUCGCAGCUUCUAGUCUUUCCAAGAUCUCUACUAAUUCCGUCGUAUGCAAAAGGAGUGAAAUUGUUUAUAUAUAUGCAUCAGCAGAAUCAUUAAGGACACAAAAUCAAUCACUCCAACUUCAAGAACAUGGUAUGAAAGCGUCUGUUGAAAGGCUCACUCGAAGCUGUAGCAAGGAGCCCGCGGUUCUUCGACUUCAAGAGUGGCAGACUAAAUCCAACUCACUCGGUACAGAUUAUGUCAAUAAGGCUAUUGGAGAUCCUACUUUUAAAUCUGAUCGAUGUCUGGAGAAUGCGUUGAAAGCUGAGGAAAAAUACCAACAUGUAGUCGAGACAUAUUUUAUGACUGUGCAAAGAGAUAUAACUCCAGCAAUGCGUAAAAUUGUUGCUGAGUGGAUGAUGGAAGUAUGUGCCGAAGAGAAAUGCCAGGAGGAGGUCGUAUUACUGGCAUUGAAUUACAUGGAUCGCUUUCUUUCAACUAAAUCAGUACGCAAGACCCACCUUCAAAUUUUAGCAGCUGCCUGUCUUUUACUAGCUUCAAAACUUCGGGAACCCAGCUGUCGUGCACUUUCAGUGGAAUUACUGGUCGUUUAUACGGACAACAGCAUAUACAAGGAUGAUUUAAUUGUAAGCUAUUUUCAUAUUUUAAAAUAUUUUUAAAAUAAAUAUGAUUAC